Messenger RNA from Stomoxys calcitrans (stable fly), 484 nucleotides. RefSeq lists its product as uncharacterized. Gene Ontology annotation, molecular function: protein binding. The record is from RefSeq and is a predicted model, not a curated record. The transcript is spliced from 2 exons. Lineage: Eukaryota; Metazoa; Arthropoda; Insecta; Diptera; Muscidae. The coding region runs from base 29 to 466 and encodes 145 amino acids.
UACAUUUUCAAAUUCACAUUUCAAAGUAAUGCCUUGUCGUAGUAAAGUGUUGAUAAUUUUAGUGUUUUAUUCUGCAUUUGUAAGCGCAAAGCCGGCAAUUAACACAACGGACAAUAAUGUAAUAGAACAAUGCAACAAUGAUUGCCCUUCGGAGCAACAACCAGUAUGUGGUGCAUUAUAUUUAGGAGCCAGUAAGGGAUACAUAUUGUGUACUUUUCAAAAUAUUUGUAAACUAUAUUUGCAACAAUGCGAGAAACAAGAAAGAUGGAUUGCUCACAAUGGACGCUGUGAUUCGGAAAGCCGUUGUUUUACUCGGGAUGAUCGUGACAAUGCUGCUGUGGUCAUGUUGCUAGCGAAACCUGAGACAAGCUUUGGAGCAAAAUUAUUAGGACUAGCAUACUUUUUUGAGCGUAGUCUCUGGAAUUCAAUCCAGAAAAACGAAAAUCAAAUGAAAAGUUACUAUUAACAAGUAAGGAAAGGCAAA